AUGUCAUCCAGGCGACUAUCCAUAUGGGUGCGUGACAUUCGCGUGUCUCCGCUAUGCCUUUCCAGAUAUGCUAGCUCAAUAACCACCUGUGCCUCUACGAAACCAUCCCUCCUCCGAUCAUACUCGCAAGGCAAGGUCUCCGACUUGGCCAAGAACUUUUCCCGGAGACCUGGAAAUGCUGCUGAGACUUAUAUUGCAUAUGGCAUGACACAGAAGCUGUUUGAGGCCUGUUCCAGCCAAGCGGACUACAAGAUCCCCCAAGCGUUGCAAAAGGGAGUCGAGGUCCCAAAAACUGAAGCUGGGGAAGAUCUCGGCGUAGGAGAGGGUUGGUGGUAUAAAGAACUCGGUCUCUUGCCAACAUUUUCUACAUGGUCCCAGGUGACUCUCCUCCACAUGUACCUCUUGACAGUCCGCCUUCGUGCUCUUCCCUAUCGCGACAGCGUUACCACCUACUCUCGCCACCUGAUCGAUCACUUUUCGCAUGAAGCUGAACACCGCAUGGAUGUGUAUCAUGAUUUAGGUAGUCGCACUAUUCGCAACAAAUACUUGAAGGAUUUGUUCAUUCAAUGGCGUGGAAUCAUUGCUGCGUAUGAUGAGGGAUUAGCCAAAGGUGACGCGGUGCUGGGCGCUGCUAUCUGGAGAAACCUUUGGAAAGGGAGUCAUACCGGACCAGACAACCAAGAAAUUGACUGGGCCAAGGUUGCUCAGGUGGUAGCCUACAUGCGCCGGGUCUUGUCGGAAUUAGCCAAGAAGGACGAGGUCGAUCUUGUUUUUGAUAUACAUGGCCAGAACAACGGUAUCUUCAAUUAUUCUGAGAUGGACAAGAAUCUUGUUGCAGCCAAAUGA
Penicillium paradoxum is the source of this 846-nucleotide messenger RNA. RefSeq lists its product as uncharacterized. Gene Ontology annotation, cellular component: mitochondrion. The coding region runs from base 1 to 846 and encodes 281 amino acids. NCBI's taxonomy places the organism in Eukaryota, Fungi, Ascomycota, Eurotiomycetes, Eurotiales, Aspergillaceae. The transcript is spliced from 2 exons. The record is from RefSeq and is a predicted model, not a curated record. Gene Ontology annotation, biological process: mitochondrial respiratory chain complex III assembly.